This is a messenger RNA of Aspergillus candidus, 1523 nucleotides long. Its product is annotated as ribonuclease P subunit p30 family protein. Gene Ontology annotation, biological process: tRNA processing. The record is from RefSeq and is a predicted model, not a curated record. Gene Ontology annotation, cellular component: nucleolar ribonuclease P complex. The coding region runs from base 24 to 968 and encodes 314 amino acids. The transcript has 2 exons. Gene Ontology annotation, molecular function: RNA binding. NCBI's taxonomy places the organism in Eukaryota, Fungi, Ascomycota, Eurotiomycetes, Eurotiales, Aspergillaceae.
UUUUAAUCAAUCCCUUGGUCAACAUGUUCUAUGAUCUCAACGUCCCGUACAGCCCGGAUGAUCCCGAGAUCUCCCACACCCUAAACUUCCUAGCUGAACUGGGUUACACAACGGUCGCUCUAUCCCAAACCAUUGCCGGCAAACUGCCCACCGAUCUAUCACCACCGCCAACACCCGCGAACACCCCCAAGGGCCUGACACUCCUGACCCGCCUGAACCUGACCUUUUCCGACCCCGCGCAGAACCAGCGGCUCAACAACCUGGCGCAGGUCUAUGACCUCGUCGCGGUCCGCCCCACCAACGAGAAAUGCCUCCUGAACGCGUGCACCAACCUCGACUGCGAUGUGAUCUCGCUCGACCUCUCCGUGAGACACCCGUACCACUUCAAGUUCAAGAUGCUCUCCGCCGCCAUCGCACGUGGGAUCCGUCUUGAGAUCUGCUACGGCCCGGGCGUCACGGGGAGCGGGCCCGACGCGCGACGGAACCUCAUCGGCAAUGCCAUGUCCUUGAUUCGUGCGACGCGUGGUCGCGGCAUUAUCGUCUCGAGCGAGGCUAAGCGGGCGUUGGGAGUGCGCGCGCCGUGGGAUGUGAUCAACUUGACGUGCGUCUGGGGCUUGUCGCAGGAGCGGGGGAAGGAGGCGAUCUGCGAAGAGGCGAGGAAGACGACGGCGCUGGCUAAGCUGAAGCGCACGAGCUGGCGCGGGAUUGUGGAUGUCGUGGACGGGGGGAAGACAGUCGAACGAAAGGGCAACGCGCAGAAGGGUCAGAAGGCCGCGGGUAAACAGAAAGGUGCACCGGUCGAGAACAACGGCGACGGUUUGAAAAGAAAGGCGUCGGUUGGUGCAGACACUACCACCGAUGAGCCGGAGAAGGCUCUGUCUAAACGGGAAUUGAAGCGUCGGGCCAAGAAGGCACGCUUAGCAUUGGGGGAACCGGAAGGCGGCUCGGAGACUCCCGCUGCUGGCUAAUCGCGCUUAGCUGAAAGGCCGAUUAUACAUGGACCAGCUUGCACUAGCUGCUUCCGUCCUGCAAUUGAGUCGCUAGAACAAGCCUUAGGUCUUGCAGCGACGGGGAUCGUCCUCUGGUACUACCGAUAGAUCAGUACGUCGCACUGAGGUUCGUCACACCCUAAAACCACACCUGAAUGUCAGGAACGCACGAGUGGAGUGACCUACAAGAUCACUCGUUUGGGCAUGGCUUUGCCCAGGCAGACAGAGAGGCACACCACGCUUCAAGUCUGAAUGACUUUCAAACGAAGGCAUGAAGAAUGAAGAACACCGUCUAUCUCCCGCUGAGAACAGCAGGUGAUAUCGACUUUCAUACCUAUGUACCUUACAUUCACAGUCGAUCAGACACCCGACUCGCAGGCCAUCUACAGGUUACAUCGCAUGCUGAGUCUUAGGCGAUCAGUGAUGAUUCACGUACGUGGCACCAUCCAUGACAGAUUCAGUUAGCUACUUACCUACCUACUUUGAAAUUAUGCAUGGUCUACCUAGCUACGAGUCUACUUUAUCAUACUCUCC